This is a messenger RNA of Sebastes umbrosus (honeycomb rockfish), 3199 nucleotides long. It is a transcript of the gene tox4a, whose product is annotated as TOX high mobility group box family member 4 a. The record is from RefSeq and is a predicted model, not a curated record. Gene Ontology annotation, molecular function: chromatin DNA binding. Gene Ontology annotation, cellular component: nucleus. Gene Ontology annotation, biological process: regulation of transcription by RNA polymerase II. Bases 362 to 2413 code for a protein of 683 amino acids. Lineage: Eukaryota; Metazoa; Chordata; Actinopteri; Perciformes; Sebastidae. The transcript is spliced from 9 exons.
AAGUGUUUCAUAAAGCAUUGUUUUUUCCGACAGCCCGUGAACCCACCACUAGCCAUCAUGGUAGCAUCACACAGCAGCAGAUGAAUGGGUUCAUGUUGGGCCUCCUGUAAAGCUUUACUCUCCGGAUUAUUUAGAUUAUUUGACUGUUAUCAGCCUCAAAUCAGCCCCUUUGUCCCAGAUCUGCUGUGGCUUCACAUCUAAGGUCGUUUAGUAUCAUCUAACUCGACCAUAACGUUAUGCUAACAGAGAUUAGCUAGCUAGCUGCUAACUAGCUAGCAGCUUUGGUUGAUGUUGUGCUAGUUGACCUAAAUGGGAGGUGAAUUAAGUAAUUAUUGUUUCUAUUCGAGUAAAUCAUCUCAUAAUGGAUCUUAAUUUCUACUCUGACCUGUCGGAUGGCUGUGCUCAAAAUGUGGAUUCUGAGUUUUUGGACACACAAGCCUAUGGUGGAUACUCUGAGGAGAAUAAGUUUCCAGAAGGUGGCGACAGUUAUCUCACCAUCAGUGGAGGAGGACACCCUUUUCUGUCUGCUGAGCAGACAUUCCAUACUCCCAGUCUCGGGGAUGAGGUUUUUGAGAUCCCCCCCAUCUCCCUUGACCCAGACCCGUCUCUGAGCAUCAGUGAUGCGGUGUCCCACCACUUUGAGUUGUCAGAUGGGUCAGACGGAACCGGGGGUGCUUCAGGCUCCCGCAGCCUCGUUAGCAACCUGGUGGUGGAGGCGAAUGACCCUUCCUUUGCUUCCACCUUUGUGAACUCUGGGUCUCAAGGCCUGGAGCAGCUGAACCUCGGGGCGAUGGGCCAGGCUGGAGGGGGAGCCCUGCUCAGCUCUUCUGCUCUGGAGCUGGGGAAUUCCAGUGGUUCACAUUUCAGCAGUUCGUCCCCCAUGACCAUUGAUGUCCAACUUGGUGACAUCAGUCAUGGUCUUUUAGGAAGCAGCCAGUUGAGCACUAUUAACCCGUCUGAGCUGGCACUGGGUCUUGGGGGUGAUAACAUUGGGCAUCAUUCAGAGACGCUGGAGCAGCCACUCUCAGCAACACCAUCACCGGCUGGCUCCCUGCAGGAUGAGGACAUGGAUGACUUCAAGAGGAGUGUGCUGGUAGACUCCCCCAUGUAUCUCUCCUCUUCCUCGUCCCUCUCCCACAUGUCCUCCCACCCAGCUCCUACAUCUUCUGUGUCUCCAGCUACGGCCAGGAGGGGCGGGGGGAAGCCCGCCGUAAUGGCCUCAGUGGCUGGGGCGCUGGGCGUUAAAAAAGGAAGGAAGAAGAAAGACCCAAAUGAACCACAGAAGCCCGUUUCAGCGUACGCUCUGUUCUUCAGAGACACCCAGGCAGCCAUUAAGGGCCAGAACCCCAACGCCUCUUUUGGGGAGGUGUCAAAGAUUGUGGCCUCCAUGUGGGACAGCCUGGGUGAGGAGCAGAAACAGGUGUAUAAGAAAAAGACAGAAGCAGCCAAAAAGGAGUAUUUGAAAGCACUGGCAGCUUAUAGAGCCAACCAGCUCACGCAGCCUGCCAUUGAGGAGAUGGAGACCGCCCCUUCACCCCCUCCAUCAGUGGUCAUUCCGACACCUGCGGCCCUUCCCUUUGCUGGUCACCAGGCCAUCCGUCCGGCUACCAACAACCUGGAAGAGAACACCAUCACCAACAUUUGCGCCUCCAACAUCAUCCUGGACGUCCCGGAGAUGACCACACGCUCCCGCAUGGUGGCAAACAAGGCCCCCGCUCCAGCAGCUGCGUUACCCCCGCCCCAGACCAUCACCAAGAUCAUAAUCCCAAAGCACAUGUUGCAGGCGGGGGGCCAGGUGGUGACUCUGUUGCCCGGAGGGGUCCGCUCUUUGCAGCCCACGCUGUUAGUGUCGGGUGCCUCUCGUCAGCCACCUCCUCUGCAGCAGAUGCAGAACGCACCGCUUCCGCCGCGGCUCCAGCAAAUGGCGCCGGCACCUCCACCGUUACAGGCCAAGCCCCGCGAGGGAAGCACCACGGCGGGUAUCUCCGUGUCCGUCACGGCAACAUCUCCGCCUCCACUCCAGAUCAAAAUAGUUCCCGCGUCCUUGCAGGGCAAAGAGGCUCUGCCCAUUAUCAUCCCUAACACAGUGGCUGUGUCAUCUACUGCGACUACAUCUGUCCAGUCUGCACCCGUCGUGUCGGUACAGGUGGUGAAUUCUGCAGACACGUCGGGCAAUACAGACGACGAGGAAGUUACAGAAGUGCUGCAUUCAGAAGAGGAAGAGAUGGAGGUGAAUGGGUCCGGUGAUGGCCCGACUAGUGUGUGCGUGAGGACGGGCUGCAACAACCCGGCUGUAGAGAGCGACGACUGGGACAGAGAAUACUGCAGCAACGAAUGCGUGGCCACUCACUGCAGAGCUAUAUUCAAGGCGUGGUGCUCGAUCAGGAAUCAGAGCAUGGGACUAGUGAAAUAAAGAGCAGCUGCUGCCAUCACAUAAACAGGAUACUUGUUUGACACUAGGAGCCCGUGUUAAUAGUUGAAGGACGGAUGCAGAACUGGUCAAAAAUGCAUUUCAGUGCAGUUCUCUUCACUGUUUCAUACAUGUACUGUAGGCUUGACAGUUGCUGUUCACGACUAUAAACAAGUAGUAUUGCUAAAUAGCACUAACUUAGGUCAGCGAUUCCAUGUUACUAUUUUUGGCGCAUUCAUAAUGAAAGUUGAGGAUAAUAAUUUAGUGGUACGUAUACAGAUUUUAGUCGGGCAGAUCCGGACUUCAAGGCAGCUAGAGAAAAGAUCAGCACAAUGAAGUGUCAAAGUUGGUCAAGACAAUGGUAUUCUCUUUUUCACUGCAGCCCACACCGGUCAGUUCAUACUUGUUUACUGUAAAUUAUUGGAGUCUGUUUCUCAAAACGCUCUUCACAAAGACCAUUUUUUUAUACAGCAGUUUGUGACAUGAUUGUACAUUACUCACUGAUUUGAAAUUCAUGCUCUGAAAUGUGUUGGUGUCUCAAAGCAAGCCAAACAACAUUUUCCAAUUUUCUUUACCACAAACUAUGGCUGAAAUGUGCAUUAGUUUGCGUGGAAGAACAGUUUGUACCACUGUAUACUUUGUUUUUGUACUGAGAAUAGUGGCCUUCUAGGUUAAAUAUUGCCUUCAUUUUUUUUUUUGUAAAACAUUCUGUUCAAAUCAUUGUUGUUAAAAAAAAAAAAAAAAGGCUAAACAUUCAUGUUUUCUUAAUAAAUGAACAGAUUUGCUCAA